GCAUGCCGCGGCCUCCCCUGCGCUUCCCGCCGAGCCGCUGCUGAGCGGCGGCCCCGGGGCGGCGAUGGGGUCGUGCCGGGGCAGCGGGGACUCUGUGGGCGCUGGGAGGCGGGCAGUGGGCGGAAGAGGGAAGGAGGCAGGCGCGGCCCGGCCUCGGCGCCCGCCGUCCCCGGCCCCGCCAGCCCCAUUGUCUCUGCGGCCUGACGGUCCCGCCGGCCUCUACUGAGCGGGAAGGGCCGACUGGCCCUGUCGUGCUGUGCUGUGGAGCCCGCGGAGCUGGAAGGCUGUUGGAUCGCGGUGGGAGCGGCGGGAUUGGACAGGGUUAACGGGAGAGCUCAGCUGGUGCCGGGCAGGGCCGUCACUACUGCCUCGGCCGCGGGGACUCGAGUCCUGAGGGGACGAAGCCUGUGGUUCUGAAUGUUCGGGACUUCUGCCCCAGAGACUUCGCCGCUGGGACUUAUGAGAACAGAUUCGGGACAGAUAUUGAGAAUUUUGCCAGGUCAUCUCUGCCUGGGCACAGUUAAUCGGUGUGAUAUUUAGUGAGUUUCGUUGAAGCUGUCCAACUGUGUUGAAUCAGCGUGCCUAGUCUCAAGGGUGCAUCGUGAAAACUGAAACCAAAGGAAUGAUACUGGCCUGCUUUGUGUGUUUUCCCACUUUAAGCUUGUUUUCAGUACACAAAUUUUUAAUUCAAAGCUGAUUGGACUGUGGCGAGCAGAGAUCUGUUCAAAGGAGGGCAGAGAGCACAGUACUUCUGAAGGGGGCUUGAUAAUGUGGAAUUAUUUUCUCUCUCCGGUCACUGGGUUGCUGGUUGAAUUCAGAUGUCCCUGGUAGAUUUGGGAAAGAAGCUUUUAGAAGCGGCACGAGCAGGUCAAGAUGAUGAAGUUCGUAUUUUGAUGGCAAAUGGAGCUCCUUUUACUACAGACUGGCUGGGAACAUCUCCACUUCAUCUGGCAGCACAAUAUGGGCAUUAUUCCACCACAGAGGUACUACUGCGAGCUGGUGUAAGUAGGGAUGCCAGAACCAAAGUGGACCGAACACCAUUACACAUGGCAGCUUCUGAGGGCCAUGCCAGCAUAGUAGAGGUUUUGCUUAAGCAUGGUGCUGACGUUAAUGCAAAGGACAUGUUAAAGAUGACAGCUCUGCAUUGGGCCACAGAACACAAUCAUCAAGAGGUGGUGGAACUUUUAAUCAAAUAUGGUGCUGAUGUACACACGCAAAGUAAAUUUUGUAAAACUGCAUUUGAUAUUUCAAUAGACAAUGGAAAUGAAGAUUUAGCAGAAAUAUUACAGAUUGCUAUGCAGAACCAAAUCAACACAAACCCAGAGAGUCCUGACACUGUGACGAUACAUGCUGCAACACCACAGUUUAUCAUUGGACCUGGAGGGGUGGUGAACCUAACAGGUCUGGUAUCUUCAGAAAAUUCAUCCAAGGCAACAGAUGAAACGGGUGUGUCUGCUGUUCAGUUUGGAAACUCCUCUACAUCAGUAUUAGCUACGUUAGCUGCCUUAGCUGAAGCCUCUGCUCCGUUAUCCAAUUCAUCAGAAACUCCAGUAGUGGCCACAGAAGAAGUGGUUACUGCAGAAUCUGUGGAUGGUGCAAUUCAGCAAGUAGUUAGUUCAGGGGGUCAACAAGUCAUCACAAUAGUCACAGAUGGAAUUCAGCUUGGAAAUUUGCACUCCAUUCCAACCAGUGGAAUAGGUCAGCCCAUCAUUGUGACCAUGCCAGAUGGACAGCAAGUGUUAACAGUACCAGCAACAGACAUUGCUGAAGAAACUGUAAUAAGUGAAGAACCACCAGCUAAGAGACAAUGUAUCGAAAUAAUUGAAAACCGGGUGGAAUCUGCAGAAAUAGAAGAGAGAGAAGCUCUUCAGAAACAGCUGGAUGAAGCAAAUCGAGAAGCACAAAAAUAUCGACAGCAGCUUCUUAAGAAAGAACAGGAAGCCGAGGCUUACAGACAGAAAUUAGAAGCUAUGACUCGUCUUCAGACUAAUAAAGAAGCUGUUUAGUUAAAAUGAACAUGUAAUUUGAUUUUACUUUUGGUCAAGAAAGAAUGCAAUCUUGAACUGUAUACAAAAAGAGUACAGUCAUGGAAAUACAGGAAAUAGAAGAGACUGCAGAUCAAUAAUUGGACUUAAGCCAUGAGCUCUGAAUUCUUGUAUCAUAAACUUUACUUUAGAAGUUGUGAAAUGUAUUUAAAACUGAACUCUGUAAAUAUUUUUUUUUUACAGUUCCAUGAGUUGAUAAAAAAUUGUUGAAGAGAUCCAAAAACACAAUAAGCCACUGUUAUUGAGCUUCUUUUUGAUUUUUAGUAUGAACCUAAAUUUCUCAGAGACAGAACAGUUUUAAGGGUGAUCGUUGUUGAUUAGACCAAAUGUUGUGUAAUAAUUAUGGUGGACUAAUGCUGGAAUUACUCCUGUAGGUAUAAACUUCUAUGUGAAGAAAAGAUUUCUCCCAGGAAAUCUUUUGUACAGCUUUAAGUUGUCUCAGAUUCUCUGAAAACAUUUUUUUGAAAGCAAAUUUUUAUAUUUGUUCAAUUUCAGCUAUACCCAAGUAGAUUUACAUGUAUAUGAAGCAAAUAUUUUUUAAACUUUCUGUUUGUACAUAUUCUGCAUGUUUUAUAAUUUCAAAAUGCAUCACUUGCAUAGAUAUUUUUCCCACGAAGAUGAUGAAAACUACCAGAAAACAACAACAACAACACACAAACCUUUUAUUCUGUAGGUAAUUGAAACUAAGUAAGCUAGUAGUUGGUUUUAUUGGAAUGACAAUGUUCUUAGAAGGAGCAGCUUACAAGAUAACUUGAAUAAUUUGAAAACUCUGCAAAAUCUAUGCUUUUUUGAAAAUUUCAUUGUGGGGACGUGAAACUGUAUUUGUGCCUUCCAUCAUGAUUUCCACAUGAAAGCACUUUAAGGCACUGGAUUUUAAGAUAAUGUUUUUUUGAAAACUCAAAUGUAUAUGGGUUUCUGAAAUAUUUCAUGGACUUAUUUUCCCCCAGGAAAUUAUUCUUAUGGAAAAAAAUUGCUUUUGUAUGUAGAACAAGAAUUUUUUGUACUACAGUGAUGCUAUAGAUAUGUCUGAUGUAACUUACACUUUUCUCUGUGAAAGCUCCAUGUCUAUGUUGUAACCUGCUCUCAUCACAAUAUUCUUGAAUUCUACAGUGUAUGGUCCUUAAACUCUGAAGACUGUUCAUUCUUUUUUGUAAAACAUAACUUCAAGCCCUUUUUUCUUGCUUUAUUUUUUAAUGUUUUAUUGCUUUAUGAAAAUGUUUAACCCUAAUAACCCUCUAGAUUACCUAUACUGUAUAAAGAAGCAAUUGCCCUUAAAACUGUACUCUGGCCUACUUUUCUAUUUUACAAUUAAAUAUCUUUUCCACAUA
Ictidomys tridecemlineatus (thirteen-lined ground squirrel) is the source of this 3373-nucleotide messenger RNA. RefSeq names its product GA binding protein transcription factor subunit beta 1 (gene Gabpb1). The record is from RefSeq and is a predicted model, not a curated record. NCBI's taxonomy places the organism in Eukaryota, Metazoa, Chordata, Mammalia, Rodentia, Sciuridae. Gene Ontology annotation, molecular function: protein binding; transcription cis-regulatory region binding. Gene Ontology annotation, biological process: positive regulation of transcription by RNA polymerase II. Gene Ontology annotation, cellular component: nucleus.